AUGUCCACUGCUCUCAUGCUCGCCGUCGCGCUUCAUCUCUUACUUGGAUGCUUUCUAAUUUCAGCCAAAUACCAGCCCAAGUGGCCUUCAAUUGAUUCACGGCCUCUUCCGCAGUGGUACGACGACGUGAAAUUUGGAAUCUUCUGUCAUUGGGGAGUUUAUUCAGUUCCAGCUUUCAGGUCGGAGUGGUUUUGGUGGUACUGGAAGGGCGAUAAGCCGGAUAAGGACGUUGUUAACUAUGUAAAUCGUAACUAUAAGCCCGGCACAACCUACGCGGACUUCGCCAAAGAUUUCACUGCCGAACUAUUCGAUGCAAAGGAAUUUGCAGAUAUCGUGAAGUCAUCAGGAGCGAAAUACUUCGUGUUGACCAGCAAACAUCAUGAAGGCUUCACCAUGUGGCCCAGCAAAAGCAGUUGGAAUUGGAACGCAGUUGAUGUCGGCCCAAAACGGGAUAUUGUUGGCGAAAUCAAGGAUGCCUUCAAAGGAACAGACGUCCAUUUCGGUCUCUACUACUCCUUGUUUGAAUGGUUUCACCCAAUGUUCAUUGACGAUUGCAAAUACAAUACAACAGCAUACGUCGAUGAUGUCAUCGUUGUGAAUGAUCGUUGGGGCGGUGAUUCCAUGGGAAAGCAUGGCGGGUUCUUCACCUAUUCUGAUCACUAUGACCCAGGGAAGCUAAUGGACCGAAAAUGGGAAAAUUGUAUGACACUUGACAAAGGCUCGUGGGGACAUCGGCGAACAAUGAAGAGCGCUGAUGUCAAUACCGUGCACGAACUGAUAGUACAAUGGCACGUACAAUCUCUUGUGGCAAUGAACUUCCUACUAAAUGUUGUCCAAUAUGCCAUGGCAAAAUACGCAAUAUUGAGGAUCGUCUCAGAGAGCUCGGAAGGCAAGCGGACCUUUUUUUAG
This is a messenger RNA of Ostertagia ostertagi, 909 nucleotides long. NCBI's taxonomy places the organism in Eukaryota, Metazoa, Nematoda, Chromadorea, Rhabditida, Trichostrongylidae. The record is from the annotation of a GenBank genome assembly.